GCAAGUAGACGCAUAUGGGGUGACGUCCGUCACGCGUAGAUAGAGGAAACUGUAACGUUGUUAUAAGAGAACCAACUACCCGGGUUCAGGACAGACUUAUUGGAUAGUAACACAUUCACACGUACCGAAAUUCCUCAACAUCCCCACCAUUCCUCUCUCCGGUCUCAUCUUCACCAUGGGCCGCCUCUCCCUCUUCGUCACGGCCUUCCUAGCCGCUUGCGCCUCGGCGAAUCCCGCGCGGAAGACGGGUGUCACGGGCGUCUUCGACAUCCCCGGCGCCAUGACGUUCUCCAACCAUCAGACCUGGGACUUCAGCACACUGUCCGACGGCGCCAAGCUCCCCAGGGGCCUGUGGGCGAGCGAGUACCCUGUCGAGGACACGCACGAGUACUUGAAGAAAAACGUCUUCAUCCAGGGAGGCUACCUCAACCUACGGGUCGACGGUGGCCAGACGGCGAUGCCAUACAGCUGCGGCGAGGUCACCACCAAGGUGUCGAACAUCAGGUACGCUUCCGUCCGGACCGUCGCCGUCUUCUCCGAGACCCCCGGCGUCUGCAAUGGCAUGUUCUUCUAUGCGGACAACAACCAGGAGACGGACAUUGAGUGGCUGUCUGACCCGCAGUCCCAAAGCAAUAACGGCGAUCUCAAGCUCUGGUUCGAGAACCAGGCUACGGACAGCAGCAUCGCCAAGACUGUCUUCAACGUGACGGCGCCCGCAAGCCCGACCACCACCGGGCACGAGUACCGCCUCGACUGGCUGAGCGACCGUGUCAACUUCUACGUCGACGGCGUGUUCAUCCAGGAGAUAGAUCAGAACGUGCCCAGCGCCCCCGGCUCUUGGGUCUUCAACAACUGGGCCAACGGGGACCCGGGCUGGACCGCCGGUCCCCCGGCCGAGGAUGCCUUGUUCAAAAUCAAGAAGAUUGACAUGUACUACAACACCGCGUAGAGCGGAGUGUGUGAAGGGGUGUAAUGCAAUUUGUUGUAUUUCUGGGCGAUGGCCCUCAUCACGCCAGGCGUGUGCGGAACUUCUGGGGGUGACUGAUAUAACACAACGGGAAAGGCGCAAAAAAGUACGAAUUGGGGGUAUUAGUGCUGGUU
Messenger RNA from Colletotrichum navitas, 1101 nucleotides. RefSeq names its product concanavalin A-like lectin/glucanase domain-containing protein. The transcript is spliced from 3 exons. Gene Ontology annotation, biological process: carbohydrate metabolic process. The coding region runs from base 176 to 949 and encodes 257 amino acids. The record is from RefSeq and is a predicted model, not a curated record. Gene Ontology annotation, molecular function: hydrolase activity, hydrolyzing O-glycosyl compounds. Lineage: Eukaryota; Fungi; Ascomycota; Sordariomycetes; Glomerellales; Glomerellaceae.